AUGACAGAUAUUCAGCAGACUCGUCGCCAGGAAUUCUCGCCAGAUGGCGAGAAGGACGCUCACCCGUCGUCGUCGUUGUCGUCUCACGAAGCUCCCGUCCAGCCGGCUGCCAAAAAGUCUCGCUUGGGUGCCGUAGGACUUAUCUUCGCAUGUGGGGCCGCCCUCUUCUCCGACGGCUACGUCAAUGCGUCUAGUGGACCUGUCCUCACCGUGCUCUCGUACGCCUAUCCCGACUAUCCCGGCUUCACGGCGUUUAAAUCGCAAUUCUCUUCACUCGUCUUUGCCGGUACUGUCUUUGGUAUGCUCCUCUUCGGCUUCCUCGUCGAUCGUUUUGGCCGACGAUACGGCAUGUGGUUCGCCUCAAUCUGGCUCACGCUCUGGUCCGUGCUCAUCGCUGGAGCUUGGGGAGCUGGCGGCUCUGUCGGUGGCCUCUUUGCCGCCCUUUCUGCAUACCGCUUCAUCCUGGGUAUUGCCAUCGGUGCUGAGUAUCCCAGUGGAUCCGUUGCUGCCUCUGAGAACACCGAGGGCGAGGGAGUCAACAAGAACCGACAACAGAUGUACUUCAUUAUUGCCACCAAUACCAUGAUCGACCUCGGCUUUGUCGUUGCUGCCUUUGUCGCCUACAUUCUGCUGCUCAUCUUCGGCAUGAACCAUCUUGCCUGGGUUUGGCGUCUCACGCUGGGAAUCGGCGCAAUCCCACCGUUGCUCGUCUUUUUUUUCCGAACGGGUAUGCAAGAACCCGAGCAUUUCCGCAAGAACGCAAUCAAGAAGAAUGUUCCUUACUGGCUCAUUUUCAAACGGUACUGGGUUCGCCUUCUGGCGGUCUGCAUUGCUUGGUUCUGUUACGACUACGUCUCUUACCCUUCUGGCAUCUAUUCUUCCCUCCUCAUCAAGCAGCUCAAUCCCACUGAGGGCGCUUCGGACUACACCGUUCUGAAGCGAUCUCUGGCGUAUUCAACCGCUCUCAACUGCUUCUAUCUGCCCGGAACCAUCAUUGGCGCCCUCAUUGCCGACAGGCUCGGUCCCAAAAACACAAUGAUCCUCGGCCUCUUGUGUCAGGCGGUCCUUGCUUUUGCCAUGGGAGGCGCCUUUGGGCAGAUCAGGGAUCGCAUCGGUCCACUGGUCGUUGUGUAUGGCCUGUUUCUGUCAUUUGGCGAGCUAGGCCCGGGUAACCAACUUGGCCUUCUGGCUAGCAAAGCAUGUGGUCCUGCAGCUGUUAGGGGCCUAUACUAUAGCGUGGCAGCUGCCAUCGGCAAAGUCGGCGCAUUUUCGGGCUCGUAUGCCUAUCCCCAGAUUCAAGCUGAUCUUGGAUCGCCGGACAGCAACAUCUACUAUGCCGGAACCUUUUACAUUGCCGGAGGUCUUGCCAUUUUCUCGGCGAUCAUCACGUUCUUCUUUAUCCCUGCCAUCGGGCAAGACAGCAUGAAAAAGGACGACGAGGCUUUCCGUCAGUAUCUAGCAGACAACGGUUACGACAUUUCUCAGAUGGGAUUGCUCGAUGCCGAUCAGCUUGCUACUUCUGAAGAGGGCGUCAGGACUCGUUCCAUUACUGAUCAGGGCUCUGAGGACAAGAAAGAGAAGAGCGGCCAGGCCGUCGUCUCUUCAGCUCCCAUCAUCUAA
Messenger RNA from Mycosarcoma maydis (corn smut), 1620 nucleotides. RefSeq lists its product as uncharacterized. The transcript has a single exon. Gene Ontology annotation, cellular component: plasma membrane. Bases 1 to 1620 code for a protein of 539 amino acids. The record is from RefSeq and is a predicted model, not a curated record. Gene Ontology annotation, molecular function: carboxylic acid transmembrane transporter activity. Gene Ontology annotation, biological process: carboxylic acid transport; transmembrane transport. Lineage: Eukaryota; Fungi; Basidiomycota; Ustilaginomycetes; Ustilaginales.